Messenger RNA from Porites evermanni, 7958 nucleotides. Lineage: Eukaryota; Metazoa; Cnidaria; Anthozoa; Scleractinia; Poritidae. The record is from the annotation of a GenBank genome assembly.
AUGGCUUUAUUUGGGUCAGCAAUAUUGGAUAUGAUCUUGUUUUGCAUCUUCAUGAAUUCUUUGUUACCAGCAUUUAGUGAAGAAUAUCUUGAUGGCACGAAAAGUUUAAAGCGACAUUCAGGAAAUGGUUUGGCUUUUGCUAACUUUGCUGUUCACAAAUUUCGCCACUUAAACAUCACCCCCUUGGUCACUGCUUCCGUGAAAAAUAUUAAAGACUGCGGUAGACUUUGUGUCGAUCAUUCAUCGUGUUUUUCCGUCAAUUUUGCGGCGUUCUUUCACGAGGAAGGGCUACUUUUAUGUGAGCUUCUACCAAGCGAUAAAUACAACAACUCAGACAAGUUUCUUGACAGCGUUGUGUUCCAUCAUUUAAGCAUAAAGGUGAGCUUAAAACGUACAAAAAUAUAAAAACAAAAGACAAAAAACAAUAACUCAUUACAAAGUUACGUAAAUUUUAUUCAUUACAGAUUCCGUAUCAAUUUAAUAUCCGCUGUCAGGUUCAGUAUCUUUUUUCAUUAUUUUGAAAAGUUGACAAAAAAAAUGCGUUUUAUAUAUAGAUUAUCCUUUCAAUAUAACUCGAAAUGAUUGUAUAGCAUAAGCUUGGAAUACUUUCACGGGUUUAUAACCAAACAAUUCAACGACCUGCUCCCAGUUGCCUUAUUAGCUCAAUUGAUAAGAGCGCUGCACCCGUAUCACAGAGGUCAAGAGUUCGAAUCCCAAUACAAGCCUGAACUUUUUUCAGGCUUUCUUUUCGCAACUGCAAAAAGUUGCGUCUAUAAAUGCGAUGAUCCUCUUUCAUAUAAUUGAUUUUCUUAUUAUUAUAAAUAACUUUGGAGCUAGUUAUUAUUCAAUGUAUUUUGGAUUACGCAAUCCAGCAAAUUCAAAUUACUCUUACUUAAUAGUCAGUGAAAUGGUCACGCUCUCCGUAAAGGAAUCUGAUUCAAGCAGAUUUAAGGGUAAAUAUGCCUGGAAAAAUCUUUUUGCUGUGUGUUACACAUUUAGUUUGGUUUGAUAUUCAGAGCUAAGAUAUCCAUGUUCUGGUAAAUCAAAAGGAGGGGCCAAUUUCCUUUUGAAGUUAAAACUUUUGCCCCUUUUUGUUGAAGCUAAUUAGGUGGUGUCCCAGUUAGAAAUUUUUCUCAUUAUCAAAACAUGACUGCUUCCAACUGACAAAGUCAAUCUACUGCUUAGUUUCCGGUUAAAUAAUUCUAUUCAUGCCCGUGAGAUGUUAUUAAUAUUUCAAAACUGCUUUUACAAUCGCGAGUAUAUGUUUUCUUCAUUUUGGGAAAGCACAUCUGUUAGGUCAAAUUUAGUUCUCAGGUGCCGGUUGUUCAGAGGGUAAAUAACACUAUCCACAAGAGAUAAAUAACUAUCCAACCGGAAAGUAUUAGGAAAACCAAUCAUGCUAUCCAGUGGUUUUUUCGAUGGAUAGCGCUGGCCCUUGGUCUUAACAUUCAAGGGGCAGAAUAAAUCCUUUUGUUUUCUCUAUAUAAAUUGUUAUCCGUUGCAAAAAACUGUAAGAAAAGAUGGCGGCCGAGCCAUUGAUAACAGAUCUCAUCCCGAAUUAGACAAUUUGAAGACAUGAGAACCUGCCAAAAGGCCUUUUCUUUAAUUUUUGCCCAAGCGAUUCUUUUUUUCUUUUUAACCACGGUUAUGGUGAUCCAGCAAAUUUCUAUCUUUCAAAAGAUGUGUGGUGGGAAACUCUCGAGGAAAAAAGUAAGGACAUUCAAAAAGUAAGAAAAGACUUAUUGGUAUUUAUUUAUAAUUUACUGUAAAACAGACUCCUUGUUCCAGUGACCCUUGCAUGAACAGUGGGACUUGUGUUGCAAAGUACGAAGAUGAUGAAUAUCACUGCGCAUGUGCUGAGGGAUUCCUCGGAAAAUAUUGUGAAGAAAAAGGUAUUUUAACUUCUGUUUCUAAAUGUUGCUUGUUAGUCUGGCCUCAGACUUUCUUGUAAGCACCGAAAAUCACAAUAGCGAAGGAAAGGAGAGGAAAAUAGAUAAAGGAAGGAGGAGAAGAGAAAAGGCAAUAGGCCAUUACCUUAAAAAUUCCCGUGAAGGUACUCAACAACGUUGUCACUUGUUUCCCAUCCGUUAAACUGACAUUUUCCUCUCAGUGGCUCUCACAAGACAUUUCACUUUUCUUACAUGAAAUUUCUCUGUCUCUUGAAAUUUCUGUUCAUGAGUCUAGGUCUCUUCAAUUUUUUAAGGGAAAAAAAUUCAGGAUGGCACGAGUAGGAUAUCGGCUCUGCAGUGCAUCACUUUGACCCCUAUACCACCGAGGAUUUGCUGACAAUUGAUGGUUUGAUUUGAAUAUAUAUACCAACAACCCUAACCCUAACCCUUACUUUGUCUACGAAUCAUUAAUCUGUCAACGUCAGUUUGGCGGAUGGAAAUAAGUGUUGACCGUUACGGCGAGGCUCUUCCCCGAGUUCCAGCCCCUUACCCUUUAUAUACCAUCUUUGACAGAAAAGGUGCUCCUUUCGUAUACCGUUCACUGACAAAUGGUACCCCUUUCACAUACCUAGUUCUUUUUUUUUUACCUUUUUCAACUGCUAUAAAUGCGCUGUUUUUAAAAUGUGAAUAAAUCACAAAACCAGAAAGUUUUCUCUACCUUUUUACAGUCAUAAAAUACAUCUGUUAAUCCUUCUGAGCAUUUUCACAGACAGAUUUGACAGAUUUCCCUUCCCUUUCAUAUACUCCCGGACUAGUGAAAUCCCCAACCCUUUAAUACCUGAAGUCUGAAAAAGGUACCGAGUACUCCUCCGUCAAAAUGACUAUGACUGACAUAUCAUCAUANGGGGGGGGGGGGGGGGGGGGGGGGGGGGGGGGGGGGGGAAACCCUGUGAUGGAAUUGUAUCCAGUUGGGGAGUUGAAUUUCGGUUACGUGUGGACCAGCGGGCCAGACUGCCUCUCUACCUUUAUAUCUUACCCACAAAUACUCUGCAAGUGUGAAAUUGUGCAUUCAGGCUGUAAGGUUGUGAAAGUCCCUACACUGACCACAAUUAAAAGUAAAGCGAGGGCGGGAUGAAGGAGGAGUAAGAUAGAUAUUCAAGUCAUUGGAGUAUGAAACCUUGUAGGGACCUUGAGAUACAACGGCGGCGAGUCAGCGACGGCAACGAGAACAUCAAAACAGCAAUAGGGUUAAUUAGCAAAACAACCACGUUGCACGUGUAGCACACUUUUUGUGUACAUUUCUCUAUCCUGCCGUCACCUGCACGACCUAAGACGUGAAAGUUUCAUGGAGGAUGGAAACAAGCAACAACAAAAUUUUCUUUCUCUUACUCUCUCUUGACUCCAGAAGGGUUCGCCUGCAUUUGACAAAGAAAGUCUGAAUUGGAAUAACAACGAUGACGAAUUCACCUUUAAGUUAUCGCCGUUCUGGGAACUUGAGGUCCCUAAAACCCUAUAUCAAAACACUCUCGAGGAGGUAAAUUUUUGAAACCUUUUCUCAUUCUGAUUUUCCAUAUAAACUUGAAGUCACGUGAAAAUGUUUAAAAUUCAGUCAGGUUUGACUGCCAGGAUUUGAAGAAGCAGGGUAAUUUUUUCGAAGACGGUAUGUAUUGGUUAGACCCUGAUAGAGGAAGCCAUUCAAACGCGUUCCUGGCGUACUGUGACAUGACGUCAUACAGUGGAGGAUGGACCAUGUGUUACACAACUGAUGAAUUCACCAAACCCAAGACUGAAGUCACCUACAAUCCUGAGCUUCCUUAUGGAACGGAUGGUUACAGAACGAACUGCAACCAAAUUAAAGUAAGUGGAUUUAGUGAAUCUAUAAAGAAUCCAUUCUCAAGUUGGUGAAAUAAGAAGGUUUUUUAUUGUUAGAGUAAUGACACAUUGGGCGUUACAUUGUUGAUGCUGCACCUCUAAACAAUAUUUUAACUUUACAUAUCAGUUAAACAAACUGGGAAAGAACUCUUCACUCUCUACUCACCUAAUUAUACAUCAAGUUUUUGAACAAAUUGUAUUCUUAUCUUCGCAGUUUUUAUACUUACUUAUUCAAUUAAUUGCCCUGGGCGCUUAUGAAUUUUUGGACCUUGAGAGUGGGCGCUUACUCGAGGUGGGCGGUUAUUUGAGGCUGGGCGCUUAUUAAAUUUUCACCAUUUUCAGCAAGUGUAGUAUGCAUUUUAUUGCAUAUUAUUGGGGUAGGGGUGGGCACUUAUUGAGUUUGAGUUGGAAGGGGAAGGCUGUGAAGUGAGGCUGGGCCCUUAUUUAGCAAUUAAUGCAUGAGGCUGAGUAUCUUAUGAAGAAUUAAGCAGAUCGAGGAGGGUGUUAUCCACCGAGGCUGAAGGCCGAGAUGGAUAACUCCCUCCGAGAUCUGCUUAAUUUUUCAUAUGCUACGAGAGCCGCAUUCGUUAAUUGCUUUAUUAUUCAUUUAAAAUAAUUCCUAGAUUAAAAGCACAGCUAAAACAUGCUUACCUGCAUCGAUGUUAAGUUUAUCUUCGAUAGUGUACGUUUAGGUUUGUCCAGCUCCGCAAAUAUUCUCCAAAUAGCUGAUGUCGCCCUCCGAAUUGUCUUCUUGCUGUUUUUGCUAUGUUUUUAGCCAUUAUUUCGCCUAGUUCCAGCUGUAGUUCUUACUCUUGAAGCGAGUGAAGUGUCCGCCAUUUUAGUUUUCACAAAGAAAACAACUCAACCUCAACUCCCCAGGUCUUCUCGGUUAACGGUGCAUUAACCCGUAGAGGCUUCAUUUUUGACGUCAUUUCCUCGUUAAACACAACUGGUAACUGGUUAUGGUGAAUUAUGCGAGUGCUUCUAGCCAAUCAGAAUUAGGGACAUAUUUUGAAGGAAUAAUAAUAAGUUUUUCUGCCUUUAGGAUGGGGGCUUAUUCGAGGUGGGCGCUAAUUCGAGGUUGGGCGCUUAUUCGAAUAAAUACGGUACUUUGUUUUACGUUAUUAGAGUAUUCUAUUGAUUGUAUUGUAUUGUUGUUUAGUCCAUCUAAUUCUUGGUUUGCAAACACGUAACAAGGAGGCUAUGUUGGGGGUCAAUACAAUUGAAUUUUUUCUCGAAAAAUUUACAUGAAAAUAGAGCUUAGUUCCCAGAGGAGAAAAAUGCUUUUGUUCUUGACCACCAACGUGGGCGCCGUGAUCUCACAUGUAAACCGGCAAUAGAUGAACCUUGUAUUGUAAAGAUGUCCUUCCUCCCCCCUCCGCAAUUAGUUUAUAAGCUAUUCGUGGGUGGGAAAAUAAUGUUGUUAGUUAUAUGUUGAACCUCAAUAAAAUUUGUUGUUGUUGUUUGUUGUUAUGGUGGUGCAACUGUCAAAACAAUCUGUAUUCGCGGCCGAUUUCCCGAAAUCAUUGUGCUAAAGAGACCGUGCUGCACCUGUCAGGAGCCCAUAACUGAUGUAUUACUAAAUACUCCUACACUUAGGCUCAUGCGCGGUACCGUUUUUUUUAACACAAUUAAUUCAAAUGACCGGAAAUCAGCCAGGAGUAAAGUUUGUUAUUCAUUGUUAUGACAGUUGUUCCAUAACCUGCAUAAGUAGCCUGUUCCAAGCGUUCAGAUCGUGGGAACGGGGCAGACGGCGCAAAGAGAUGUUUCGGCAGAAAAAAAACUGCGAGGUGGUGUAGAGGCAGCCUUCUCUCCUCGUUCCUCCCCGCUAAGGACUUUUCGCCAGGACUGAGACAGCUGUUUUAUGUGGCUAGAUAUCAUUUAGGUAAAGUUAAACUCGAGCGAGUUGGCCAGCGGUCUUCUCCCACUUCUGUAUGUGACCUACGGGGCGGCCCGCGGGGAAUUGCAGGGCUCCUUGUGUGCCCUUUUUCUAGUGUUGCUUUGCAUUGUAGCUUGCUGAUCGUAGCGGAUCAAUUUUUGCCUUCUUGCGAAUCAUUGCGGAUUCUUGCUCCCUCUCCUCCCUCUCUGCCUGGUGGUUUGGUAAAUCAUCAGUUUUCUCAGGUAAGUAUCUCCACUGAAUUUAUUCAGUGUGACGGUGCCGGUUAGUGGCCGCUCUUGGGGUGGCUCCCGCUUCCAGGGUUGCCAUGGAUACCUCCUCUCUGCUUAUUGCAUUUGGCCUCCCACUAACCUUCAAGGCACCUGCUCCUAAGCUCAUUAUUAGCGAUGAGUUUAACGCAGGCUUGAGUUGCACCACUGCUCGCGCUCGUAAAGAGUUCUUUCUCAGUUUGUUUAAUUGAUAUUUAAUCAUACAAAGUAUUCCAUUUUGUGGUGAACCUUCAAAAAUUUAGAUUGUUAUCUUGAAGUUAGAGUAUCCCUAUCUCCCGGGAGGGAUACUCCUGGAAAUUCUUGGCUUGGUGUGCCGCCCGGUUCUUAAAAUCCUGACCCUAUUUCAGACCAAAAAAUGUCAUUUUCAGUCCUGGCGUCUAAAAUCCAUACCCGUUUUCAGACCUGGAGGUGGUCACAAAACGCAACACAACAUUUUUAGAUAAAACAGAAAUUAUGUCGUCAUUGCUGAGAUUAAAACAGCAACAAAAACAUUUCUUAAAAUCCAUUUCGAAUUCGUAUAUUACACUUUCUUUCUUAUUCAUGUGGAAUUGAAACGACGAACACAUUGAUAAACAACCGUAGUUCCUUCGUAAAGUUAUUUGAGUUAGUUCAUUGAAAUAUUUUUGUUUUCUAACUUGCAUACUAGAGAGAGAUCUUUACGUUUCAAUUGAAACUGCAUGCGUUUUGCCUUUCUGCCGGACAAAAUCGAACUAAGCGCGUCGAUUGAGUUAGAUUGGUUCGAUGCAGUUCGGUAAUCCGGAGAACUCACCGAAAAGUUUCAGUUCGAUUAUGUUCGAUCACCGAACCAAUCGAACAAAGAUCCGACUGAUUGAGCUCGAUUGUUCGAUUAUCGACGUCGGGUAUAUUCCCAUAUAUGGUUUUUAUAUUCGGGGCAUAUACAGAACACAGGACAGAAGCUAAGGUUCUGCCUUUGUAUGUGUAGAUAGUCGGAUUAAUUCAAGCUAUUUUGCUGUCAUGAGAAUAGUUCCUUUGAGAAAAUCCAGUGCCCAAAAGAGAACCAAAACAACCAUUUUUGAAUAGACUUAACAUUCCUUAUCACUCAUUCAAAAUAUUUUCCCGAUUCUGAUUGGCUAAAAGCACACGCAUAAUUCACCAUAACCAGCUACUGAUGACCAAAUUUGGAAGAAUUUUGCGAUUAAUCAACCGAUGACGUCAAAAGUGCAGCUUUCUUGCGGGUUAAUGCACCGUUAACCGAGAAGACCUGGGGACGAGGUUGAGUUGUUUUGGUUAUGAAAACAAAAAUGUCGGACAUUUCAUUCGUUUCAAGAGUAAGAACUAGGCUAAAUAACUGCCAAAAACAUGGCAAGAAGAGCAAGAAGACAACUCGAACGGCGACAUCUGCUAUUUGGAGAAUAUUUGCGGGGCUGUACAACCCUAAACGUGCACUAUGAGUCUCUCGAAGAUGAACGUAACAUCGAUGGAGGUGCGCAUGUUUUAGCUAUGUUUUUAAACAAGGAAUUGUUUUGAAUGAAUAAUAAAACAAUUAUUGAAUUGGCCGUUUGUAUCAUAUGAAGAAUUAUGGAGAUCUCGAAAUACACCCACCUCGAUCUCCAUAAUGCUUCAUAAGAUACUCAGCCUCAUUCAUUAAUUGUUAAUUAAUUAUUUCUGUUUUUUCCCAAGUUUAGUGAAAUUAUCUUUAUUGAUCACCAAACUGGGAAUAAGUCCUACUUCACAAACGCAGGCGUUACAAAGAUAAAGGCCGAUGGUAACUAUGGCAACAGAGCUGAUACCUAUGGAUUAUGGCACGGCUUCGGAUCAAUGAAUGAUGAUUACGAGUAUCAACUGUUGAUUUGUGAUAAUGAAUUUUACUCUGGCUUCCUCGUGUCUGGUUACCGCAAAAUAGUAGUAUCUGAACGAGGUUGUUACAAGGAAUGCAGUGAUUGGUGUGGUGAUUUCACGUCGCCGUACUUUCGCACAGCCGCUAAUGGUUCAGAUGGUAAUGGCGUCGCGUUCAACACCAACGGACACCGGUCAUUAGCCAAUCGACUGAUCAGUGUUGGGCUGCGAUAA